AUGUCUCUCUCCUGGCCGUCCAGCAACGAAGCUUCUGAUGGUUUAGACCCCUUCUUCGAAGAUCUCAAAGCAGGCAUCACAAAGCUUGUUAAUGCCGCUGCCAAUUCUCAACUCGCUGAAAAAUCUGUCUGGGUAACGCUCACUCCAAAGCCCCAGUUGGGUAAGAACGUCUGCUGUCCUGAUGCAAGGCUUUCCCCGUGUCCCCAUAAAUAUGACAAGAAAAACUUUAAUCACAACUGCUAUUGCUUCCAAAUUGCUGGUACAAUGAAGAUCUUUCAUCAAUUUUUCCUCAAACCUCGCAUCCUUGCUAUUCUUUCGCCUGAACACAAAUUCGCUGAUGGCGACCCAGUGCAAAACUUGGGCCAGGGGCAAGAGGGCGCCCUCAAGAAUAUUGUGAAUUUCUACAAUAAUCGCGUACCAACAUCCGCGCUGUGGGCAUCGGAUGAUGCGAAAUACAAAGAGCUGGCCCAGUUUCUGACAGAUAUGCGGCGGGAAGACGUUGUGGUCGAGGCAGAGAAGGACGUCAACUUUCCGUGGCAUAUUGAGCGGGUACACGCCAUACUGGGGUGGCGCAACAGAGGGGUUGAUGAGUGCGUGGCAGACCUGAAGAAGGCGACAGAUGAAGCUAGUCGUCACAGAACCAGCAUAUAUAAGUCAUACCACGCAAUUAUUGUUGAGGAAGAUAUUUCCUUCUACUGA
This is a messenger RNA of Trichoderma asperellum CBS 433.97, 699 nucleotides long. Lineage: Eukaryota; Fungi; Ascomycota; Sordariomycetes; Hypocreales; Hypocreaceae. The record is from RefSeq and is a predicted model, not a curated record.